CGGGAUCCAGGACAGAGGUGAAACAGGUGAGGUGGAACAUUAAAGAGUCAGAAAAGGAUUAGAUCCAGUGGACAGAGCAGCAGGAUCCAAACAGAGCUGAAUGAGGAUCCAAACAGAACACCUGGAGCUCGCCCUGCUUCAGAAAGCCCGGAUGGAGCCCCAGCUCCAUCUGCAGCAGCUAAGACUGUGAGCUAGAACCUGUAGGACGGGGACAUGUACGUCCUGUGUACCCUCGCAGUCCUGACGCUCCACAGCCUCCUCAGGAAGCGGCUCAACAGUGAGCUGGACGGAACCGCUGAGGCUGCAGGAAAGGAGGAACAUCUGGAGGAUGGAGGCAUCUCCAAGUGCCGAAGGAGGCAAGGAGGGGCUGUGAUGGCCGAAGAGAGGCGGUGCGGCAUUGAGAACGUCUCCACAAGUGGGAGACGGGUCCAGACGGCCCAGCGGUCCAGUGCUCUGUUCAGCCCGGCGGUCAUGUUCGGAACAAGAAAGACCUGGGACAUUGGCCACGCCCCCUGCCUGCAGGAGCUCUGGAAGAAGGAUAUCUCAUUGGACGCGAGCUCUGUGGACUUCCUGAUGAGUGAUGGUGAAGAUGAAGGCUCCUUCUUGUCUCUGCCCACUGCCACCUUCUCACAGCGCCCCUCUCUGAAUGCUGAACUGAACAACACGAACUCAUCCCACCACCAGCUACUCAUCAAGAGAGUCACCUGGUCCUGCUGGUGGACCCCUGUCAAUACUCUGCAGGACAAAGUGUGUGAGUUUCAAGCUCAUUUAUGCUCUGAGGAGGUUUCCUGUCAUCAGCUCCUGCAGCAGACGGGAGGAGGAGCUCAGACGCUUCUGGAGGAGCCGUUGUUGGCCACGCCCAACCGUGGGAAGCUGCUGCAGCCAACUCAACAUUCAGAUUGUUUCAGUCGUCUAGAAGAAGAGCAGCUCGUUCUUCGGCUGCGCACACAGGUGAAGGAGCUGGAGGAGAAUCUGUUGGAUCAGACUCAGGAGGCGGAGAGACUCCGCUCUGAACUGGGGGCAACAGACCUGGAGAAGCAGCUGGAGCGGCUGCUGGUGGAGAACGAGCGUCUGAAACAGGAGCUGAAGUCAUGCAGGAGUUCAGAGUUUCAGAAGCUCGACGCUGCAGCGGGGAGCUGCAGUUGCAGCCGCUGCCCCCGCACACAGCUGCUCAAGGUUAGUCCUCCCCCUGUGUCUGCGCUGCAGGAGGUGGAGGCCCUACGUAGGGAGGUGUCCCACUGGGAGAGCCAGGCCCGGCAGAGGGAGCUGCAGCUGGCUGAGGUGGGGCAGGAGCUGCGGGAGAAGAGCUGCAGGGUGGAGGCUAUGCAGCAGCAGAUGGAUGACAGCAAGAGGCAGCUGGAGGAUUCCAGGAAAAGACGGGCCGACGGCGAGCACAAUCUCCACCUCCGUCUGCAGGAAUGUGAGGAAGAGCUGGCUAGACGGGCAGCAACGCCCCCUAGAGUCAAGUUUGUGACCCAAACGGUGGAGGUGGAGUCCGCAGACUCACAGAAAGUUCUAGUGGAAAUGCAGGUGAAAAACGGUGCCCUGCAGGAGCAGCUGUCUGUGCAGAGGCAGCUGCUGAGGGAACUGGAGACGCAGCUGCACGAGUCGCAGCGUACCUGCACUCAACUUCGGACACAGGCUGCCAGCAACAGAAAGAGCCGGUUGGAUCACAAGUUGUCCAAGAUCCAUGUCUAUGAAGGGGAGAUGCAGCGAGCUCAGGGUCAGCUGGAGGCUGAGAUGCAGAACCUAGAGGAGGAGAAGAACCGUGUGAUCGAGGAGGCCUUCAUCAGAGCUGAGAGCGAGAUGAAAGCUGUGCAUGAAAACCUGGCAGGUGUGAGGAUGAACCUGCUGAGCCUGCAGCCGGCUCUCAGGACUCUGACCUCGGACUAUAACUGUCUGAAGAAGCAGGUUCAGGACUUCCCCUCCAUGCUGGAUAAAGCCAUCUCUGAGGCCAAGCAGGAGAUCUGCCAGGUGAUCAGUGACGUGAGCAGCACCAACCAGGAGCUGCUGCGGAAAUACAAGCGAGAGAUGAACCUGAGGAAGAAGUGCCACAACGAGCUGGUCCGACUCAAAGGUAACAUUCGGGUCUUCUGCCGGGUCCGGCCUGUCAGUCAGGUGGAGCAGGACUCCGCCGACGCCAGAACUAUGCUAAGCUUCGACUCUGAUGAUGACGCCAUCCUCUACCUGUCCAACAAGGGGAAGAUCAUGACGUUUGAGCUGGACAAAGUCUUCCCACCUCAGGCUUCACAGGAGGAGGUGUUCCAGGAGGUCCAAGCUCUGGUCACUUCCUGCAUCGACGGUUUUAACGUCUGCAUCUUUGCCUAUGGACAGACGGGCUCUGGGAAAACCUACACCAUGGAGGGCAUCGGCGACAAUCCUGGCAUCAAUCAGCGGGCGCUCCGCCUGCUGUUCUCAGAGGUGAUGGAGAAGGCUGCGGACUGGGACUACAGGAUCAUUGUGAGCAUGGUGGAGAUCUACAACGAGACGCUGCGCGAUCUGCUCAGGGAGAAUCCCACCGACAAACUGGACAUCAAGAUGAAUCCUGAUGGCAGCGGACAGCUUUACGUCCCCGGACUGACCGAGAUUGUGGUUCAGAGCCCAGAGGACAUCAACAACGUGUUUGAGCUGGGUCAUGUGAACAGAGCAACGGCGUGCACCAACCUGAACGAGCACAGCUCGCGCUCCCAUGCGCUACUCAUCAUCUCUGUAUCGGGAUUCAACAGUACAACUGGAACCAGGACACAAGGGAAGCUGAACUUGGUGGACCUAGCAGGAUCGGAGAGGAUCGGGAAGUCCGGAGCGGAGGGUAGUCGACUCAGAGAGGCCCAGUGCAUCAACAAAUCACUGUCGGCGCUGGGCGACGUGAUCAGCGCGCUGCGCGGGAGACACGCCCACAUACCCUUCAGGAACUCACGCCUCACCUACCUGCUGCAGGACUCGCUGAGCGGCGACAGCAAGACCCUGAUGAUGGUGCAGGUGUCUCCGUUGCCGGACAACAUGAGUGAGUCGGUGUGCUCGCUGAAGUUUGCUCAGCGCGUUCGCAGCGUGGAGCUCAACUCUUCUUCUUUGUCCAAGAGACAUGAGAACUCGUCCACCUCGUCCUCACCCACGCAUGACAGCGUAGAGCUGGACUCUCCCCCUGUGACGCCCGUUCCCCUCCCCAUCUCGCGGGCCAGCAGCGCCGGCUCCACCCUGUCCUCGGCCUCCAGAACUCCCAGCAGCUCCCGCAGAAGGUCCCAGUCACAGCUGUCUGCAGGUCGGAGCUGUCAGAGAGACGGAGCACUGCCGCUGUCGGUCUGUCCCUCUUCCUCUGUGUCCUCAUUCUGUGCUCUGAUUGGUUGGUUUCCAGACAGCCAAGUAGACAGAGCCGGCCCGGUGGUGGGGGAUGGUGGGCAGGACGACUGAAGCUGACGGCCUGAGACUCUCUGGGGAGACGGCGGGGGGCUGGACAGCGCCCUGCAGGGUCUCUCUGCUGAGAUGCCUCCUCUGGAAUCAACAUUUCUUCUGUGAGCAGACUGGACUGUACAGAACUGGGAUCAGAAUUGAUCUGUGAACAAAAAUCCUGUAAGAUCAUGAUGAUGGUGGACUGAGACUCUGAGGACGUCUUACCUCGCUCCUGAUGUAGCAGAGAUGCUAAUGAUCCCGCUGAAGAGGAGGAGGAAUUCUCUCCUUCUGAACUGAAACCAUCUCCUCUCUCGGGUCAAUCUCAUUCCCAGUAUUCCUCCUGUUUUUGUAAUGUUGCACUUUAAUCUGAGGUUGUUUUCUAAGCAACAGCUCCCCCACGAGGCUGCUGCCUGGAGAGGCGUGCGGUUGGAAGUGUUUUUAUUUUUGGGAUUUUAGUUGAAUUUUGGAGGAGAAUCCUGAUAAUCUCUAAAUGUUCAGAUCAAAGGUUGAAUCUUAUGCCUGGUUUGGAUUCUUGUUGUGCAGUUCUUCUGUGUUCAGUUGCACCAUUCAGACACAUCAGAGUACGCUCUACCUGCCCUGUUCUGCAGCUGGAUCCAGCCAUGGAGCUGUCGAUGGUGUUUCCUGCAGAGCAGAGCUUCUUUAAACAACAGCAAACAGAAACCAUCUGAUUGUUUUUUCUAAAUGUUUUUAUUAAAGUCCUGAAUCGAG
This is a messenger RNA of Girardinichthys multiradiatus, 4116 nucleotides long. RefSeq names its product kinesin family member C3 (gene kifc3). The transcript has 24 exons. Gene Ontology annotation, biological process: microtubule-based movement. The coding region runs from base 214 to 3408 and encodes 1064 amino acids. NCBI's taxonomy places the organism in Eukaryota, Metazoa, Chordata, Actinopteri, Cyprinodontiformes, Goodeidae. Gene Ontology annotation, molecular function: microtubule binding; microtubule motor activity; ATP binding. The record is from RefSeq and is a predicted model, not a curated record.